Molecule: messenger RNA, 1392 nt
Organism: Penicillium alfredii
Lineage: Eukaryota; Fungi; Ascomycota; Eurotiomycetes; Eurotiales; Aspergillaceae
Product: kynureninase
Exons: 4
Coding region: 1-1392 (463 amino acids)
Biological process (GO): NAD+ biosynthetic process
Cellular component (GO): cytoplasm
Molecular function (GO): pyridoxal phosphate binding; kynureninase activity
Source: RefSeq, a predicted model, not a curated record
AUGACCGGCGCCAAAACACCCAAGCCCAUAUUCCCAGCUGAGGCCGCAUCCAAGGAGUACGCUGCCUCUCUCGAUGCAGCAGACCCUCUUCGGGAGUUCCGGGACAAGUUCAUCAUUCCUUCCAAGGCCAAUCUCGCGACGAAGAAGCUGGCGAAACCAGGGCUCUCAUCUGAGCCAAGCAUCUACCUUUGCGGCAACUCUCUGGGCAUCCAGCCCAAGGCUGUUGCGAAGUAUAUGGAAGCGCAGCUGGACACCUGGUCUUCAAUUGGGGUGUGUGGCCACUUCACAGAUCUCGAAGAUUCUCCAAUGAAGCAGUGGCAAUUGUUGUCAGAACAGGCAGCCGAGUCCAUGUCGAAGAUUGUGGGGGCGGCGCCCGCAGAGGUUGCUGCAAUGGGCACCUUGACUGGGAAUCUUCACCUGUUGCUGGCUAGCUUCUAUAGGCCGACUGCGACGAAAAGGAAGAUUUUAAUGGACUGGAAGGCAUUUCCCAGUGAUCAUUAUGCCGUCGAGUCGCACAUUGCCUGGCACGGACUGGACUCGAAUGAGAACAUGGUCCUGAUUGGUCCAGACGAAGGCACAUACGUAAUCUCGACGGAGAAGAUUCUGUCCUAUAUCGACCAGCACGCGGAUGAGGCGGCACUCCUCCUUCUCCCGGGUAUCCAGUACUAUACGGGGCAACUGUUCGAUAUUCCGCAAAUCACCAAGUACGCACAGUCGCACAAUCUCACCGUCGGGUGGGACCUGGCGCAUGCGUACGGCAACGUCGAGGUGAAGCUGCACGAGUGGAAUGUAGACUUUGCCGCUUGGUGCACGUACAAGUACGGCAAUGCUGGACCCGGGGCGAUGGCCGGUCUCUUUGUGCACGAAAAGCAUGGUCAGGUGGAUUACAGCGCUGGCGAAGAUUCUCCAAAGUUCCGCCACCGGUUGACGGGAUGGUAUGGGGGCGACCGAUCCGUAAGAUUCAAGAUGGACAAUAAAUUCAAGCCCAUCCCCGGAGCCGGGGGCUUUCAGCUCUCAAACCCCUCAGUCAUCGACCUCACCACUCUGUGUGCUGCCUUGUCAGUGUUUGAUCAGACCUCGAUGGCAGAACUGCGCCAGAAGUCGAUCAAGCUCACAGCAUAUCUGGAAUACCUGUUGCUGAAGGAUGCUACCGACGAGACGCGCCUGUUUGACAUCAUCACCCCGGCUGACGCCCAUGCGCGCGGUGCUCAGUUGAGUCUCUUGCUCAAGCCUGGACUGUUGCACAAGGUCUCGCAGCGGCUGCAGGAUGCGGGGAUCAUUUGCGAUAAGAGAGAGCCUGGGGUUGUUCGUGUGGCACCGACGCCACUGUACAACACAUUCUCUGAGGUGUGGAAGUUUGUCGAGGAGCUUAAGAUUGCUCUGGCUUCGUGA